UGUCUCUGUGUGUGUCUCUUUGUGUGUCUCUGUGUAUGUCUCUGUGUGUGUGUCUCUGUGUGUCUCUGUGUGUGUCUCUUUGUGUGUCUCUGUGUGUGUGUCUCUGUGUGUCUCUGUGUGUCUCUGUGUGUGUCUCUUUGUGUGUCUCUGUGUGUGUCUCUGUGUGUGUGUCUCUGUGUGUCUCUGUGUGUCUCUGUGUGUGUCUCUUUGUGUGUCUCUGUGUGUGUCUCUGUGUGUCUCUGUGUGUGUCUCUGUGUGUGUCUCUUUGUGUGUCUCUGUGUGUGUCUCUGUGUGUGUGUCUCUGUGUGUGUCUCUUUGUGUGUCUCUGUGUGUGUCUCUGUGUGUGUCUCUGUGUGUGUCUCUGUGUGUGUGUCUCUGUGUGUCUCUGUGUGUGUGUCUCUGUGUGUCUCUGUGUGUGUGUCUCUGUGUGUCUCUGUGUGUGUCUCUGUGUGUGUGUCUCUGUGUGUGUCUCUGUGUCUCCGUGUGUGUCUCUUUGUGUGUCUCUGUGUGUGUCUCUGUGUGUCUCUGUGUGUGUCUCUGUGUGUGUCUUUGUGUGUCUCUGUGUGUGUCUCUGUGUGUGUCUCUGUGUGUGUCUCUGUGUGUGUCUCUGUGUCUCUUCACACACAUGGAGCCUGGACCUCCUGCAGGAGCCUCGAACCAGAGGAAGUGAUUGAAGUUAAAAUUAUAAAUAUGAACCAAAGUCCAUUCAUGAAAUUAAAGCUCUUUAUUUUCCAUCGUCUCUAGUUGAGUUUUUGUCUUUUAACUUUAGUUUUUCUUUCUUCCAUCUUGUUCCAGUUCCGUGCGGCUGCUGAUUUUUAUUUGUAUUUCACUUCUCAUUUGUUGGAUCAGUAAAGUUCAUCUGAUCAUAGUUUGAAAAAUUGUGAAAUUCUGAACCAGGUUUGUUAAAAGUCUCGUUAAGAGUUUCCCCGGCGCUCAUCUGGAGGAAACUCGCUCGCCCUAUCAAGACGCAGCAGGUUUCCUGUGAGAGAGAGAGAGGGUGAGGCCGACUCGUUCAGUGAAGAAGAAACUUUACACAAGAAGCAUCAGGACGAGUUGGACUGAAAAUCUUCCUCCGUGUGGGAAGAUGGCGUUUUGGUUCAGCUCUUGUUGGAUUUACAUUUGGAUCCUCGUUCAGUCCACAGAACUCUCGGCUGACUCGGCUUCAGCGCCUCUUUACACCAUCCACCGCGCCCAGGUCAGCUUUGAGCAGGCCAGGCAGGCCUGCUCCCCCGGGGGCCUCACCUCCCUCGCCACCCAGCAGGAGGUCACCAGCGUCCUCGGGCUCAUCUCCGAGUUGCUGUUGCCUCAGAGUGAAUUCACCUUUUGGGUCGGACUGAAGAAAGCCAAGAACCAGUGUGUUGUCCCCGGCUCGCGGCUGAGAGGCUUCAGUUGGACCGAGGACGAGGGGGCGGACUCGCCGGUGAUUCCCUGGGCGAAGGAGCCUCAGGACACGUGCACCACGGUUCGCUGUGUGGUGCUACAGGGGAAACACGAUGGGCUGGCUGUGACCAGCUGGGGUCUGAGUCCGGUCACCUGCAGGGAAAGUUCAGUUCAUCCGUUCAUCUGCAAACUGAGAGACGGACAGACGAGGCUGAUGCCUGAGGACGGAACGUCCACCAUUAAACCUUCAUCACCGGAACCAGUAACACAUGAAGUUAAACCAACAGAGCAGGAACCACCUGAAACUGAAUCCAAGCCUCCCAUGCGAGAACCAGGAACUGAUUUGAAUUUUGAAACCGAACCUGACCCUGGACCUGACUCUGGAUCAGUGGUGGUAUCGAACUUGUGUCCGCGUCCAGUGAUCCCCAGAGCACGCUCUCUCCGUCUGGACAACAACAACACCAGGAUCCGGGUGGAGUGCUGGUCCGGAGACAACCUGGAUCUGUACUGCUGGGGUCCUCCUGACGUGUGGCGUCUUUUGGACGACUCCCCCGCCAACCUCACCGUCCUCUGCCAGCCGUGCAGGGCCGGCUUCCAGAAAGACGCCUCUGGAAACUGUGUGGAUCUGGACGAGUGCCCCGGCGCCCCCUGCAGGCACACCUGUUUGAACACCGAGGGCUCGUACAUGUGCGUCUGCCUCGACCAGGACGGGAGACAUCACGACGAGGGCUCACCGGCCUGCACGCACACGGCGACUCUCGAUGACAGGGGCUCCGUCUGGGGCAUCCUGGUCCCGGUGCUGGCUGCUGUGGCGGUGCUGGUGGUGCUGGUGGUGCUCGUUGUAGUGACAGUGAAAUGCUGCCUGAAGAGAAACGCAAGGAAACGGGCUCUGAAGGAGUCCGAGAAGAUGGUGAUGAAGAACGAAGACAACCAGGCCUGAUCAGACCAGGUUCAGACCAGGUUCAGACCUGGUUCAGACCUGGUUCAGACCUGAUUCAGAUCUGGUUCAGCCCUGGUUCAGCCCUGGUUCAGACCUGGUUCAGACCUGGUUCAGCCCUGGUUCAGCCCUGGUUCAGACCUGGUUCAGACCUGGUUCAGCCCUGGUUCAGACCUGUUUCAGACCUGGUUCAGACCUGAUUAGGACCUGGUUCAGCCCUGGUUCAGACCUGUUUCAGACCUGUUUCAGACCUGGUUCAGACCUGGUUCAGACCUGUUUCAGACCUAAUUCAGACCUGGUUCAGACCUGGUUCAGACCUGGUUCAGACCUGAUUCAGACCUGGUUCAGACCUGGUUCAGACCUGAUUCAGACCUGGUUCAGACCUGGUUCAGACCUGGUUCAGCCCUGGUUCAGACCUGAUUCAGACCUGAUUCAGACCUGUUUCAGACCUGGUUUAGACCUGGUUUAGACCUGGUUCAGAGCUGGUUCAGACCUGGUUCAGACCUGGUUCAGAGCUGGUUCAGAGCUGGUUCAGACCUGGUUCAGACCUGGUUCAGUAACUGUUCGUUUAGGAGAUAAUAUCUUUCCUGGUUUUAUCUGAGUUUUAAAUUUAAUGGAACCCAUUGGAAAACCAUAGUUUAUAUAUAUUUUAUACAUUUAUAUACAAUCAAUGAGAACUCACUCAACUCUCUUCAAACCUACUUAACUUUCAAAGUUUAUUAAACUGACAUUCAGAUUUAAUUAAAGCUUGCAAAUAGUAUAUUUAAGAAUACUUGAUACAUCCCAAAACUUCUGACUUUUUAAAGUUUUAAAUGAUACAGACUUUUAGUAAAUAUUUUAAUGUAUGUUAAAAUGAGACGUUGAACUUUGUACUUUGAUAAAUAAAGAUUUUUGUGGUUUAAA
Pleuronectes platessa (European plaice) is the source of this 3220-nucleotide messenger RNA. RefSeq names its product C-type lectin domain containing 14A (gene clec14a). Gene Ontology annotation, molecular function: calcium ion binding. The transcript has 2 exons. Lineage: Eukaryota; Metazoa; Chordata; Actinopteri; Pleuronectiformes; Pleuronectidae. Gene Ontology annotation, cellular component: cytoplasm. The record is from RefSeq and is a predicted model, not a curated record. Gene Ontology annotation, biological process: positive regulation of axonogenesis. Bases 1085 to 2320 code for a protein of 411 amino acids.